This is a messenger RNA of Synchiropus splendidus (mandarinfish), 11438 nucleotides long. RefSeq names its product Dmx-like 2 (gene dmxl2). Gene Ontology annotation, molecular function: protein binding. Gene Ontology annotation, cellular component: RAVE complex. The record is from RefSeq and is a predicted model, not a curated record. The transcript is spliced from 55 exons. Gene Ontology annotation, biological process: vacuolar acidification. Bases 307 to 9621 code for a protein of 3104 amino acids. Lineage: Eukaryota; Metazoa; Chordata; Actinopteri; Syngnathiformes; Callionymidae.
GCGCAUGUCAGGUUCGCUGCAGAGAUCCUGCUGCCUCGGCUCUCACGACCAACCGAGGGGAUGGUGUUGACAGAGGAGACGACAAGUGGCCCAGUUUACGGGGUUCUAUAGAUGACAGGAGCGGGCGAACCUACCUCCAGACGGCUCGCAAACACAUCCGCCUGACGCCUCCCUAUGCGAAGGAAGACGAGCUUCCAAGGACAGCAUUCCUGAUGGAAUUCCCAGCCAGUGCUAGAUGGAGAAACGGAAAGGGUGGACUCGUUAUAAAUAAUUAAAAAAGCCAUCUGCUGCUAAAAUAGACGGAAAAUGCAUCUGCAUCAGGUGUUGACGGGAGCGGUGAACCCUGGCGAUUGCUGCUACUCGGUGGGAAGCGUGAACGAUGUGCCGUUCACGGCCUACGGCUCAGGCUGUGAUGUAGUCAUCUUGGCCAGUGACUUUGAGUGCGUGCAGAUUAUCCCUGGAGCUCAGAAUGGGAACAUACAGGUGGGCUGUGUGGAGUGCUCCCACCAGCUUGGCAGGAUUGCUGCCUCCUAUGGAAACACAGUCUGCAUCUUUGAGCCACUCUCUACCAACCCAAACAAACGCCACAAACAGCUCAACUGUCAGUGGCAGAAAACUGGACAGUUCUUUCUUGAUGCCAUCACCUACAACUUGGCAUGGGAUCCACAAGGGAACCGUAUUCUAGCAGCAACUGAGAGGCUCCAGCUGUGGGCUCCGCCAUUGGCCGACGCUUUAAUAGAGGAGGAGGAUGGGCAGAUGACAGAUGACAAGCCUCACCCUGUGCUGAACGACUGGAAUUGUGUUUGGCAGUGCAAGACUGCUGCAUCAGUUCACAUUGCCAAGUGGUCACCUGAUGGGGAGUACUUCGCCACAGUUGGGAAAGAUGACUGUUUGCUUAAGGUGUGGUAUCCUACCACGGGCUGGCGGUCUGCUGUUGUUGUUCAGGACCCCGCCGACAAAAAACAUAUUCCUGUUCAUUUUUCUUUUGUUUACUUGGCACAUCCUCGAUCAGUCACUGGCAUGUCAUGGAGGAAGACAAGCAAGUACAUGCCUAAGGGUUCUGUCUGCAAUGUGCUGCUGACCUCUUGCGAGGAUGGUGUAUGUAGGUUGUGGUCUGAGACCCUUCUACCUGAAGACAGCUUACUGGGUGGACAAAUAUCCGAGAACACUCAUUCUUUCAGUUCAAGUUUACCAGGAUUGGGAGGAAAUAAGGACAAGAUUCAACACGCUUUGGAGUCCAUUCAUCAUCUGAAGCAUCUUCGCCGAGGCCGUCGACGAUCGUCUGCCCUCGUGGCACACAGUGACAUUCUUCCCUCUCAACUUGGCACCCAGGACACGCACACCCACCGUCACAUCGCUCAUCACGCUAAUGCCCUCUGUCACUUUCAUAUAUCAGCUAGUAUUAAUCCAAACACAGACAUCCCAUCAGUGCUGGCUGAUUCAGCACUGUUCAAUCCUGAUGAUGGCACUGGUGGAGGAGGGUUUGUCGUCCAUUGGCUUAACAAUAAGGACCUCAGCUUCACUUCCUCAAUGGACCUAUUUAUGUUACAACUCCGUAAGUUUACUGAACAGCAGCUGUACCAAACUACUGAAGACCCGCUGGACCCAGAAGGAUCCCCGAUGAAGUUCGACUUUGAUCUGGAUGAGAUGUCUGACAAGGCCUCCUCAGAGGUCGGUGAGGAUGGUGAGCCAGGGGAACAAGGCAGCACGAAGGCGUCCUCACCAGGGUCCAGUUCCAGCAUGCCUCUGCCCUCAAUGCUGCUGGAGAGGAAGAUGGAGACACUGACCACUGAGUGGAACAAGAGUCCAGACAUGCUGUUCACCAUCCAUCCUGCAGAUGGCUCUUUCCUUGUGUGGCAUGUGAAAUACUUGGAUGAAUUCAACCAAGGCAUUUUCAGACAGGUUCAGGUGUCCUUCUCCUCCCGCAUUCCAGUGGCAUUUCCCACAGGAGACGCGAACUCACUGAGUAAAAAUAUCCUGAUGUACGCCUGCACUUUAACCGACGUGGAGACUUCGGUGGCAGGGGACAAAGACAGGUCCACUCAGCGCAUGUCCCGCUCUGCUUCAACCUCAGCUGGUCUGGGUUCACCAGCCCUGGCUGCCUCUUCCAUCCUCCAUUCUGGCAUUAGUCCUGAUGUUAUGAUGAUUUCCAAGCAUGUUGAUGGUUCUCUAAACCAGUGGGCAGUGACUUUUGCAGAGCGCUCUGCAUUCUCCAAUGUACUGACUGUUUCACACAAGUUCCGCUACUGUGGCCACCGGUUCCAUCUGAAUGAUCAAUCCUGCCACACGGUGCUGCCACUGCUGCUUACCUCGUCACAUCAUAAUUCCUUGCUCACACCCCCGUCGGCCCCUGGGAGCCUGGAAGGGGAGCAGCCUCCCACUUUCCCACUUCCAAAGGGACUUCCUAGGAAACAACUUCGUAAUGCAGCUACCAGGACCUUUCAUGAUCCCAACGCCAUCUACAGCGAGCUGAUUUUGUGGAGAGUUGAUCAUAUCGGACCACUGUCCUGCACUGGAGGGGUGUCUGAGCUGGCCCGCAUCAACUCUCUACACACCUCUGCCUUCAGCAAUGUUGCUUGGCUACCUUCACUUGUACCCAGCUCUGUACUCGGAACUUACUGUAACAGUGCCAGUGCCUGCUUUGUGGCAUCAGACGGUAGAAACCUGCGUCUAUAUCAAGCUGUGGUGGAUGCCCGAAAACUGCUUGAUGAGCUGUCGGAUCCAGAAACAUCUAAACUGGUGGGCGAAGUGUUCAACAUCGUGAGCCAACAGUCCACUGCCAGACCGGGAUGUAUCAUUGAGUUGGACAGUAUUACAAAUCAGUGUGGCACCAACACACAACUGCUGCAUGUCUUCCAAGAGGACUUCAUUCUCGGUUACAAGCCUCAAAACGAUCCAGAGACAAUCAUACCUCCUUUUCCAUCAAAUGAAGACUACCAACCUGCACCAUUUUCGGAGAAAUUCUUUUUGGUUGUGAUUGAAAAAGAUCUAAACAGGAACUCUGUCCUUCAAAUGUGGCAUUUGCAUCUGAAGUCUGUGCAAGCGUGUGUUGAUGAUCUAACACCCAACUAUAGCUCCCAAGGGCAGCUCCUGGUUCCUAACCAAGCUGUCAAUCCUGACUCAUCUCCUGAGACUUCCCCCAUCAGACCACUGCCACGUUCUGCCUCCACAGCCAACUUACAGUCAGCCAGCAAACUUAUCCUCAACUCAAAGCUGGUGUACAGCAAACGGCUGGACCUCCCCCAUGGAGUGGAAGUUACCAGAGCAACGCCGUCUGCUGGCCAUCUGAGUUCCUCCUCAAUCUAUCCCGUGUGUCUGGCACCUUACCUGAUAGUCACUACAUGUUCGGACUCCCGCGUCCGUUUCUGGCGCUGUGCUGUGGAUGGAGAUGAUAAAUGUAACGAGGACAACCAAGACAACCGGACAUAUCGCUGGGAGCCCUGGGCUCUAAUGAAUGAAGAGGAAGACAACAACAGUGCUGUGUGCGUGUCAGGCCGCCCUGUUGCUGUGUCGUGCUCCUACAUCGGCAGGCUAGCCGUCGCUUUUAAACAGCCGCGACAAGCACAGAUCUGUGGAAAUGAUUUUUCCAUGCACGUGUCAAUCUACGAGUGUGAGUCGACAGGCGGCUCAGAAUGGGUACUGGAGCAAACGCUUCAUCUUGAUGACUUCACCAGGCCGUCAUCAACCCUGGACCCCAGAGUUAGUGUGGACUCCAAUCUGUUUGUGUAUAGCAGAUCAGACGUGUUCAUGAGCAGAGAUCACAGCUCCCCCAACAUCAAGCACUACGUCCAUCUCGACUGGCUGUCAAAAGAGGAUGGCUCUCAUAUUCUAACUGUGGGGGUGGGAUCUAACAUCCUCAUGUAUGGGCGUAUUUCUGGAGUGGUGAAUGAGCAGACAAGCAACAAGGAGGGGAUGGCUGUCAUAACCCUGCCUCUAGGAGGCAGCAUUAAGCAAGGAAUCCGCUCCCGCUGGAUCCUUUUGCGCUCAGUGGACCUUCUUUCUUCAGUGGAUGGCACCCCUUCUUUGCCCGUCUCGCUAUCCUGGGUCAGAGAUGGAAUUCUGGUUGUCGGCAUGGAUUGUGAAAUGCACGUCUAUGCACAGUGGCAUCAAGACAAGAAGCUUGGUGAAGGAGAAGAGGGCAACAUGUCUUCUGCAGAUAUUGCUGCUGGACAAAACACUGUCUUUGAGGGGAGAGCUCGGUCUAAAAGUGUGUUUGAGGGGAGUGCAGCUGCUGAGGAGGCUCUGCGUGCACCUGCUGGUCUCCAGGAAGGGGGCCUUUUUGAGGCAGCUCACUCACUGUCCCCAACUUUACCCCAAUAUCAUCCAACCCAGCUGCUAGAAUUAAUGGACUUGGGCAAGGUUCGCCGUGCCAAGGCCAUUCUUGCACAUCUCGUGAAGUGUAUCGCUGGAGAGGUGGCUGUUGUUCGAGAUGUGGAGGCUGGUGAGGGCGGAUCCAGGAGACAUCUGUCCCGAACCAUCAGUGUGACAGGCAGCACAGCCAAAGACACAAUCGCGUCUGGUCGUGAUGGAGGCAGAGAUUACACAGAGAUCAAUGCAAUCCCGCCAUUGCCUCUGUACUCCCUGAUGUUGGCUGACUUGGAUACAUCAUACAAGGGAGCAGAAGAAACUGUGAAGGGUCCCAAAACGUCGAACGGGGAUGGGAGCCACAAGUCUUCUGAAGACCAAUAUGCAGACCUGUUUCAGGUGCCCACAGUCACCACUGAUGACUUUGUUAACUUUGCCACGGACAAGCCAGAGAAGAAAUCCAGAGUCAUCAAUCUCUCUCAGUAUGGUCCUACAUACUUCGGCCCAGAACACGCUCAGGUGUUAUCCAGUCAUCUCAUGCACUCCAGCCUUCCAGGACUAACCAGACUAGAACAGAUGUUCUUAGUUGCCCUCGCUGACACAGUUGCAACCACCAGUGCUGAAGUGGCCAGUUCAUCUGACAAACAGUACACAGGUGGUGAGGCUCUUGAUGAGUGCGGACUGAGAUACCUCCUCGCAAUGCGUCUUCACACCUGUUUGCUCACUUCUCUGCCCCCUCUGUACCGAAUGCAGCUUCUACAUCAGGGUCUUUCAACAUGUCACUUUGCGUGGGCUUUCCACUCCGAGGCUGAAGAGGAGUUGCUGAACAUGAUCCCAGCUAUGCAGAGAGGGGACCCACAGUGGUCUGAGCUUAGAGCCGUCGGAGUCGGUUGGUGGAUCCGAAACAUCAAUACCUUGCGGAAGAUGGUUGAAAAGUUGGGCAAAGCUGCAUUUCAGAGAAACAAUGAUCCACUGGAUGCUGCUCUUUUUUACUUGGCCAUGAAGAAAAAGGCUGUUCUCUGGGGUCUAUUCAGGUCUCAGCAUGACGAGAAGAUGACUACUUUCUUCAAAAAUAACUUCAGUGAAGACAGAUGGCGAAAGGCAGCGUUAAAAAAUGCAUUCUCCUUGCUUGGAAAACAACGGUUUGAACAGUCUGCAGCAUUCUUCCUGCUGGCAGGAUCGCUCAAGGACGCAAUCGAGGUGUUGAUGGAGAAGAUGGAAGACCUGCAGUUAGCCAUGAUUGUAGCAAGGCUGUAUGAGGCCGACUUUGAGAACUCCUCCACCUGCCAAGGCCUCCUAAAUGAGAAGGUGCUCGGGUGUAACAGGGACGGAAAUGGUUACCACUGCUCCCGACUUCACCCGGACCCCUUCCUGCGCAGCAUAGCGUACUGGAUCAUGAAGGAUUACACGCGAGCCUUGGACACCCUGUUAGAGCGAAUCCCUAAAGAGGAUGACAACAACCCCGAUGUCAUGGUGAAAUCUUGCAACCCUGUGGUGUUCAGUUUCUAUAACUACCUCAGGACUCACCCAUUAAUCAUCCGCCGGCACUUUGCUAAUCCUGAGGGGAAAGUUACGACUGUAGGUCUGACCUCAGAGAAGAGCAGUGCAGAUGAGAUCAACCUCAUAGAGCGCAAACUGUUCUUCACCACUGCAAAUGCCCAUUUCAAGGUUGGAUGUCCAGUUCUGGCCCUGGAGGUCCUCUCAAAGAUCCCCAAAAUUACCAAGAAAGCCGGUUCAUCGCCUCUAAGCAAGGCUUCCUCCGAGGUCAACGUGAACUCCAACCAACCAAUUGAAAAUGGCACCUUAGAUUGGGCCUCACCUGCAGCCCCUGCCAACGCCUGGGGGGCGAACGAGAGCACAUUGGAUUGGAGUCAGCCAAUGGUGAAGGCAGAAGACGACGAGCUUAAAUUGGACUGGGGAGAUGAUAAAGACGACGAUGAAGAUGAGGAAGAUGACUAUCUGACUAUGAAGAAGCCAGAGGCCGAGACCAAAGCAGACGACAAUUCUGAUCCCACUGAUCCCAAAUUACAACGAGAAAACUCACAGGGUGAGUCUGAGGUGGACGUAAUAGCUGAGCAGCUCAAGUUCCGGGCCUGUCUGAAAAUUCUGAUGACAGAACUGCGGACACUUGCCACAGGCUUUGAAGUGGACGGAGGGAAGCUUCGCUUUCAGCUUUAUAGCUGGCUUGAGAAAGAAAUUGCUGCAAUGCACAAGAUCUGCAAUUACAAGGUGGAGGGUAAGGAAGAGGACUCGGAUGCAGACCAGCGAGGAGAGCGAACACAGUCCUUUGAUAUAUCAGAUGACGUCUUCGAGCGGUCAGAUGCUGGUGCAUAUGAGCGCCACCAGAUGGAGCGGAGACGUCUUCAGGCCAAACAGCAGCACUCUGAGAGGCGUAAGGCAUGGCUGAGGAAGAACCAGGCUCUCCUCAGGGUCUUUCUCUCCUACUGUAGCCUUCAUGGCGCUAAAGGGGGAGGGGUUACAUCUGUGCGGAUGGAGCUCCUUUUCCUUCUCCAAGAGAGCCAGCAGGAAACUACUGUGAAGCAGCUGCAGUCUCCUCUGCCUCUCCCCACAACACUGCCUCUGCUCUCAGCCUGCAUUGCAGUCACCAAGACGGUCAUAGCCAAUCCAGUUCUGCACCUCAGCAAUCACAUCCAUGAUAUCUUGCACACCAUCACCCUAAUGGAGACUCCGCCACAUCCAGAAGUGACCGAGGAUCAGGUCAAUUCUCUGCACACUCUGGCAGCAUCUCUCUCAGCUUGUGUUUAUCAAGCUCUGUGCGACAGCCAUAGUUACAGCAGCCAGACAGAAGCCAACCAGUUCACAGGGAUGGUUUACCAGGGCCUGCUGCUCAGUGAGAGGAAGCGUCUGCGCACUGAAAGCAUCGAGGAACACAUCACUCCCAACUCUGCUCCAGCUCAGUGGCCAGGUGUGUCGUCUCUGAUUUCACUGCUGACAUCUGCCAGGGAAGGGGACCAGCCCAAGCUCAACGUCCUGCUGUGUGAAGCGGUCGUGGCCGUUUAUCUUGCACUACUCAUCCACGGCAUGGGCACGCACAGCAGCAAUGAGCUGUUUCGCCUGGCAGCCCAUCCACUGAACAACCGCAUGUGGGCUGCAGUCUUUGGAGGCGGAGCCAAAGUUGUUAUUAAGCCAAAGAGGCCCGAGGCUCCUCCAGUGCCAGCUGAUUUUGAGGCAGCAAGGCCUGAGGAGUUUCAAGAGACAGGAAGACCUCAACACACCUUAAACCCCCAACCCGUCCCUACUGAUACCCAGCGCCCAAAACGACCCCCUCCUCCCAUUUCAGUGGGAGAAGUGCAGGGCAAUGUGGCACCAGCAACUCAGACCAGCUCUGCUCCACCUCAACAGCCGGCAGAGGACGUGGACCGAUACAGACGCAGGUUCACCAUGAGAAUGCUGGUUCCGGGGCGCCCUGUCAAGGAAACCCCCGCCACACCGCCGCCUGUCCCCACAGAAAGACCCACCUACAGGGAGAAGUUCAUUCCUCCGGAGCUCAGCAUGUGGGACUACUUUGUAGCCAAGCCAUUUCUGCCGCUGUCAGAAAGCAAUGCUCUAUACGACUCAGACGAAAGCGGUGCAGAGGACGAUGAAGACGAUGACGAUGCCUUCCUCUCAGACACGCAGAUAAAUGAACACUCUGACCCAAACUCCUACAGCUGGGCUUUGAUCCGUCUGGUUAUGGUGAAACUGGCUCAUCACAAUGUGAAAAACUUUCUGCCUCUUGCUGGUCUUGAUUUCACAGACUUGCCUGUGACUUCCCCGCUUUGCAAUGCUGUCUUGAAAACCUUGGAGAACUGGGAGCAGCUGCUUCUGGACCGGAUGAACAAAUUCGAUGGGCCACCUCCCAACUAUAUCAAUACUUAUCCAACUGACCUCAGCGCAGGCGGCGGGCCUGCUAUACUGCGGCACAAGGCCAUGCUGGAGCCCGACAACACUCCUUUCAAGACCAAGAAUCACCAGUCCUUCCCCGCCCGACGUCUGUGGCAUUUCCUGGUCAAACAGGAAAUUCUCCAGGAAACUCUCAUCCGUUACAUCUUCACCAAAAAAAGGAAGCAGAGUGAGUCUAUAGACAACCAAACGGACCAUGUAAGCCCAAACAGCAGUCUCAAUAAGGUGGAGGCAGAUCUGGGUUACCCGGGGGGAAAGGCUAAAAUCAUUCACAAGGAGUCCGAUAUCAUCAUGGCUUUUGCCAUCAACAAGGCCAAUCCCAAUGAAAUAGUUCUGGCCUCCACUCAUGACGUGCAGGAGGUGGACGUGUCCACCCUGGUGUCCGUCCAGCCCUACACCUGGAUCGGGGAGGACUUUGAUAAGGAGUCACGCAGCUCUGAUGACGUCGACUACCGCUCCUCGCACACCAACAUCGCCCAGGCCAGCUCGGUCCCUUUUGCUCCUCCGCAGAUGCCGGUCUCCGCGUCCAUGCCUUGGCUGGGCAGUGGGCAGACCAGCAUGGGGGCCAGUGUGAUCAUGAAGAGGAACCUCAAUAAUGUGAAGAGAAUGACGUCACACCCCAUAUAUCAAUACUACAUGACAGGGGCUCAGGAUGGGAGCGUGAGGAUGUUCGAGUGGAACCGACCUCAACAGCUCAUCUGCUUCAGACAGGCCGGCAACGCCAGAGUCACCCGCCUGUAUUUUAACUCCCAGGGCAACAAGUGUGGCGUCGCUGACGGCGAGGGUUUCCUGAGUCUCUGGCAGGUCAAUCAGACGUCCUCUAACCCCAAGCCCUACCUGAGUUGGCAGUGCCACACCAAGACCUGUGGAGACUUCGCCUUCAUCACAUCCUCCAGUCUCAUCGCCACAGCCGGGCAGUCCAACGAUAACAGAAACGUUUGCCUGUGGGACACGCUGAUUUCUCCAAGCAAUACUAUGGUCCACGCGUUCCCCUGCCACGAGAAUGGAGCCACAGUGCUGCAGUACGCUCCCAAACAGCAGCUCCUCAUCACCGGAGGCCGGAAAGGCUUCGUGUGUGUGUUCGACAUCCGUCAGAGGCAGCUGCUCCACACCUUCCAGGCCCACGACUCGGCCAUCAAGGCUCUGGCACUGGAUGCCUUCGAGGACUUCUUCGUCACUGGCUCCGCCGAGGGCAACAUGAAGGUGUGGAAGUUGGCGGGUCACGGGCUCAUGCACUCGUUCAGCACCGAACACGCCAAGCAGUCCAUCUUCCGCAACAUCGGCGCCGGGGUGAUGCAGGUGGAGACCCGGCCGGGCAACCGCAUCUUUACCUGCGGCGCGGACGGCACCCUGAAGAUGAGGGUCCUGCCCGACCGGUACAACAUCCCCUGCAGCCUGGCGGACAUCCUGUAACCACGACCCCCGGGAGGACAGGCUUCCGUCACACUUGCGCUUGGUUGAUAUGGGCGGCGGAGCGGCUCGGCUGUUGACCGGCGCCCUCCCAGUGUUGCUAGGUUGGCUGUCGGGCCCGGCGUGAAACAGAGCUGCAAAUCCUUCUCAUUUCCGGAGGCUGAGGGCGAAGCCGCAGGCCGCAUACUUGAUUUCAAAGCUAGAUUUGUCGUCCUUUUCUUGAAGAAUCUCAGCUCUUAGAGUGUGUCCAUAGGGAAGCUAUGCAUGUCCUGUUCUCGUUACGCGGUGCAACCACAGGUCUGUUGAUAGUGCUCUGUACAAGUGCUCAAGCAAAUUUUUCAAGUGUGUAACUGUCGUCAUUUUGUGCCCACGGCUGAAACUCUCUUAGCAUCUACUGUAACCAGCACUGUGGUUUGUUCUCCAGUCAGUGGUUUCCAGUGUGAAUCGAGUUGUUGGAAUUUGUUUCAAUGGUCCCGCCCCCCUGCCCCCGCGUCUCUGCCCUAAUGGAAGCGUGGCCCCUGUAGUGAAACCCCUCACUGGCUCAUACGCUCUGGCCCUGAGCCCCGGCAGGUCCGUGUCCACCUGUGCUGCUGUGUCUGCCGUCCGUGCGCCUGCCUGCCUGCCCCCCUUCCUCCCUCCCACCCAGCCACCCACCCAAUGCCUGUUUGUGCGGCAGAUUGCUAGAACAUUCCUGUUUGGAAGACGACGUGUUAAGCUCUCGUGACUGUGAUUUCAGUGUUUCCAUCCGUCUGUUCCCGACAUCAAAACUCCCUGAGCAGAAACACAAAAGUCCAUUUCCUGGUUUUGCACAUGAUAUCAUUCUGUCUGUUUUUUUUUUUUUUUGUUUUUUUUUAAUUCGACCAUUCCAUCGUGAAACUGUUUAACUUAUUGCCUUUUUAUUUUAGGAAUGUAAAGGGGGUUUUAACUGUUUCUGACGUGAAAAGAGCAGCACAGUCUGGUCUGUUUUACCUCGCUAGUUGUUUUUAACCGUUUCAUUCCGAGGACAGUGAUAUUUGCACUCAAAUUCUGGAGACACUAACCUUUAUUUAAGACGAGUAUCGAUGAAGAACCUGUUAAAUACAAAUGAAUGUGUGGCUGCGUCCGGCCUCGUGGUGAAAUGUUUGAGAUAGUUUUAAUAUAUAAAUGAUAUAAAUAGAUAUUUAUAUAUAUAUAUAUAUACAGAUAGAUAUAUGAAAUAUCACGAGAGCUUGUACAAACAUAAAGGUAUUUCUUUAUUUAGGUUUUUAUCAUACCAGCUGGAUUAGUUGUGCGUUCUCUGUGUAUGUAUGGUAUUUAUUCAAGAGGUUUGUGUUUCUCUUCCCUCGCUGUGCCCUCCAUGUGUACUGUAUGUGUAUCUAGUGUAUCCUCAGAGGUCCUGCUGGUGUCUGGUGUGUGAGCGUGCGCAUGUUUGGCACCAGGGGCCAAUAUCACGGGUCGACUCUUACCAGGGCACUUGAGCCUGAAGAUGUGCAAGAACAGAACAGGUCAUGGCCAGUUUUACCUUUGUAAAGUGAAUAAAUUGUUUUUAUUUCAUCAGGUGCUCGGACACUGCUUUUGAGUUCUUGUUGCUGUCAAUAAAGUUCCAUGCUGCUUCUCUACAGGACUAUGAGUGUAGACAAAGACACAUUCCAUGGCCAUGCAAGUACAUCAGAGGUUCACAGGUGCCUGGAGCAGGAGGUACAGCAGCAACACACACAUAUCACUCUGUCGGAAACGCUCUUGCAAAGUUGUGUAGUUCCAUCUCUAAUACACAACACAAUAAAGCUUUCGCUCACAUCGGGAAAAACAACAAAUUCUUUCCCUAAAGUUUUGCCCACAUC